AACAUUUUCCCGUAGAAGUUUUUAAGUACCGCGUUAUUAAUUAUUGACGGACUAAUAACAACAACAAAACAGUGUCAGGAGUGUAUACGUUGUACAAAAAUCUAGAAUUUCAUUUCGAGUCGGAUGGACAAUAAUUUUGUAACCUAUUUCGUACGAUGAGAAAUGGGUUCAUUUAAGCGAUCCAAAUUAAAAAGUAAAUCAAAGUUAGUUGAGAAAUCACGUAAGAUAAUUCGUAAAGAGAGUAGGAGGCAAAAGAAAAUUAAUAAAGCAAGUUAUUUCAAUAAGAAAAAAGAGUCACGUAGUGAACGUUCACAUACUAACGAACGUGUAAACGAUGAUAAUGUUGUCGACAAGAUCAACAUCGAUUCACAGACGAAAUCUCCGAAAGAGCAAAAACAACUGAAACUUGAGCGCAAAAAGAAGAAUCAGAAAAAGAAACUACUUAAAGAAGCAAACCUAAGUGAAGAUAAAGUCAUUAAAAGAUUAGAAAAACAAUUAAAGCUGAAUAAAAAAAAGAAGGAAUCAAUCCCCAAAUCUUUUGCAGCAGACGGUUUAGAUUAUCUUUUGGAUUUUUGCUUACAAAAGGAUAGAAAAUGUAUGGUGGAAACAGAGAAACAUCUUUUAGAAGAUGAAUUUGAUAAUGAUUUUAAAACAGAUUUGUCUGUUGUUCUUGAGGAAAGGACCAAGGAAAAUGUUCACAAAAAUGAGGAGGAAAGCGAUCUAGAAAAUGAAAAUGAAAACACAAGAGAACAUUGUUCACUAAAUACAGAAGAUUUAGAAAUAUUUGAUACUAAUAAACCAGAGUUUGAAGUUAGGCAGAAUAAAAAGUAUAACAAUGUUAGCAAUAAAAAUGAUAAUGCUUGGGAAGAUAUUUAUGGUAGGAAAAGAGAUAGCGAAGGUAAUGUUAUACAUGAGUCAACUAAGUAUAUACCUCCUGCUGCACGAGUUAAUGCAGAUAAUGCAGUUAGGGAUGAUGAAAAAUUACUUUCUUUAAAGAGGAAGUUAAAAGGCUGUUUGAAUAGAGUAGCAGAACAUAAUAUGCAUACUAUAGCUAAUCAGAUAGAAGAAAUGUAUAUGACUAACAGUCGCAAUAAUAUGAACUAUUUGUUUACGAAUCUAACGUUUGAAGCUGUAGUUACAGAAACACUUGCUCCAAAUCGUCUAGUUUGUGAACAUAUGAUGUUAAUUGCCAUUUUACAUGCUAAUAUCGGAGUUGAAAUUGGUGCUCAUUUCUUGGAAAACCUUGUAAAAAGAUUCAUUGAAAUGACGAAUGCGCCACAGGAUGUAGAAAACAAAAAAUUGGAUAAUGUGACAUUAAUGAUUUCACAUCUAUAUAAUUUUAAAGUGUAUGGACACAAGCUUCUCUAUCAGAUACUCGAUAGACUUACAACUAAAUUUACAGAGAAAGAGAUCGAGUUGAUAUUGCUUAUUUUGAAAACUGUAGGGUUUGCACUUAGGAAAGAUGAUCCAAUUGCUCUAAAAGAAUUCAUACAAAGUUUACAACAAACAGCUAGUCAUAGACAUGAACAGAGUUCAAGAGUUAGAUUUAUGUUGGACGUUUUGUUAGCGAUAAAGAAUAAUAACGUUAGUAAAAUACCCCAAUACGAUCCUUCGCAUGUGGAGCAUUUAAAAAAGGUUAUAAAAAAUGUAAUACGCAAAGGCAAUACUAUAUCGCAAUUCAAUGUUUCGUUGGAGGAUUUGUUGAACGCCCAUGAAAACGGAAAAUGGUGGGUUGUUGGUUCUGCAUGGUCUGGAUCAAAUAGUACAGCUAAUCAAAAAAUUAUAAAAAGUCAAAAACAGCUUCGUUUUGGUAAAAAAAUACUAGAAUUGGCAGAAAAACAAAGAAUGAACACGGAUACAAGAAGAAAUAUCUUUUGUAUUCUUAUGACAGCCGAAGACUACUUAGAUGCUUUUGAAAAGCUUCAUCAUCUUGGCUUGAAAGAUCAAGAAGAAGACGAAAUUGUACACGUUUUAAUACAUUGUUGCUUACAAGAAAACAAAUUUAAUCCCUACUAUGCUGUAUUAGCGCAAAAAUUUUGUGAAUAUAAUCGAAAAUAUCAGCUCACGAUACAAUACGCUGUAUGGGAUAAACUGAAAAUUCUAGAAACACACGAAGCAAAACAGUUAAGCAAUCUGGCCCGAUUCUUAACUCAUUUAUUGAUUGAAAAGUCUCUUGCUUUAUCAGUUUUAAAAAUUGUACAGUUCACAGAAUUAGACAAACAUACCAUGAAACUACUCAGACAAAUAGUACUAGGCGUUCUUCUACACAAAAAUGAACAAACUUGUCUAGAAGUGUUCGAAAAAAUAUCAAUCUCCCCUCGAUUACAACCUUUCAGAGAAGGCCUUCGUUUAUUCAUAAAUUAUUUUGUAAUAAAAAACAUAGAUUCAGCAAGCAUGUUAGAAGAGAAGAAAAUAAUAUUAAAAAGAAGAGUUGAAAUGGCAGAUAAAAUACUGAGUUUACACGGAUCAAAAGUGAAAUUUUGA
Dufourea novaeangliae is the source of this 2484-nucleotide messenger RNA. Its product is annotated as nucleolar MIF4G domain-containing protein 1. The record is from RefSeq and is a predicted model, not a curated record. Gene Ontology annotation, molecular function: RNA binding; protein binding. NCBI's taxonomy places the organism in Eukaryota, Metazoa, Arthropoda, Insecta, Hymenoptera, Halictidae. Gene Ontology annotation, biological process: ribosomal small subunit biogenesis. The coding region runs from base 163 to 2484 and encodes 773 amino acids. Gene Ontology annotation, cellular component: nucleolus. The transcript is spliced from 8 exons.